CUCUCUGCCAUCACCCAUCCACCAAACGAGCCUCCUCAAGACACUCGACGACAAUGCCCAAGGCCACCAAGGGAUCCUCUAAGAAGCCUGCCCCCGCCCCUUUCGGGGCCAGCAAGGGCACCAAAACCCAGAAGAACCCCUUGUUCGAGGCUCGUCCCAAGAACUUCGGUAUCGGCCAGGACAUCCAGCCGAAGACCGACCUCACCCGCUUCGUGAAGUGGCCUGAGUAUGUCCGCCUGCAGCGCCAGAAGGUCAUCUUGAACCAGCGCCUCAAGGUCCCCCCUGCCAUUGCGCAGUUCACGCACACUCUGGACAAGAACACUGCGACGCAGCUGUUCAAGCUGUUGAACAAGUACCGCCCUGAGACGAAGCAGGAAAAGAAGGCUCGUCUUGAGGCUACAGCCGAGGAGGCUGCCAAGGGAGAGGAGGCCGCCAAGGACACCAAGAAGCCCCUUUUCGUCAAGUACGGUCUCAACCACUGUGUGGCACUCAUCGAGGCGAAGAAGGCGGCUCUCGUCGUUAUCGCGCAUGAUGUCGACCCCAUUGAGCUCGUCGUUUUCCUUCCGGCCUUGUGCCGUAAGAUGGGUGUCCCCUACGUUAUUGUAAAGGGCAAGGCUCGUCUCGGUACGGUCGUACACAAGAAGACCGCUGCUGUUCUCACUCUCCAGGAGGUGAAGAGCGAGGACCAGCGUGAGCUCGCUACCCUCAUCAGCGCCGCCAAGGCAAACUUCACCGACAAGUACGAGGAGCAGCGCCGCCAGUGGGGUGGAGGUAUUCGUGGCAACAAGUCGGCCCAGAUGCUCCGCAAGCGUGCGAAGGCUGCUGGCCAGACCCUGUCUGCUGCCAAUGCUGCCAAGCUCUAAGAGAGUUCAUGGUGGACCUACAAAACGGCGCUUUAUCGUCCUUCCUAUGCAUCCCUGUAGUACUACCGUACUUAUGCCAUGUUGUAUGCAUGCCGAUGCUAUCACGCUAUCACAUACGUGCCUUCAUACUGCCGUGACUGUACUCCGGCAAGAUCUGUGAUAGGCAUCCUUUGUGGUGUUCAGUUGAACUCUUCGCACACGGCGCAUAUAUACGCUGAUUAUG
Messenger RNA from Postia placenta MAD-698-R-SB12, 1086 nucleotides. RefSeq lists its product as hypothetical. The record is from RefSeq and is a predicted model, not a curated record. The transcript is spliced from 5 exons. Bases 54 to 863 code for a protein of 269 amino acids. Gene Ontology annotation, biological process: ribosome biogenesis. NCBI's taxonomy places the organism in Eukaryota, Fungi, Basidiomycota, Agaricomycetes, Polyporales, Adustoporiaceae. Gene Ontology annotation, cellular component: ribonucleoprotein complex.